Molecule: messenger RNA, 1751 nt
Organism: Cladocopium goreaui
Lineage: Eukaryota; Dinophyceae; Suessiales; Symbiodiniaceae
Source: the annotation of a GenBank genome assembly
UCUCGAAAAGAGAUCACUCAGGGCCAGGCAGGGCGAGCCAUGCAGGAUCUUUGCGAGCAAUUGAUGUUGCCAGUUUCACAAAGUUUGAGCUAUACUGAAUGGAUGCAGGCAGUAGAUGCAAUCGACAGUGCAAGGGAUUUGGCGCAAGUCACACGCUGUGGGAAAGCAUCUCUUAUGCAAGUCUCUGAAAGACUCCAACAGUGGAAGACAGGAGGGGAAGGCGAAGGGAGACCGAAAGACAGGUCGAAGGAGAAGUUGCUGACAGAUUGCUGCCAUACCUUUAUCGAACACUGCGCAGAGAUUGUUGAGAUGUCAGGUGCAACUCCCAAAUUGGCAUCCAACUUACUGGGUGCAUCGAUUCGAAUGGCAGAGGUUGUUGGAAAAACAGGACUUCUGCUCUGCGCCAUGGAAUCCGAGUUCACUCAACUCUCAGACAAAGUAUCUAGAAUUGAGCUAGUCUAUGAAGUGGCGGUAAAACGUGUUGAACUCGUGGCUGGUGAAAUAGCUCAGCUGCAAAAGCAGGCCGACUCUGCUGGAGCCCGCGCGGAAAUGGCACUGAAACGCGAAUCGCAACUGAAGCUCCAAUGCCAAGAGUUGAAACGGAGUUUGCAAAGGCAAACGACAAAUAGGAAUGACAGGUCACCCAAGCGAGUCGCAGACAGAUCACCAGCCAAGGGCUCCAAUUUCAGCGUCUCCAAGCAGGGCCAUGAUUCAAGUGGGCAACGAACGCCACGCUCUGAUCUGGAGAUGCCGGAUCAAACUCCUGUGAUUCGGUCACGCCUUUCUGGGGGCCAGGGAUCUCCUGGUUAUAUACAGAGAGAUGUGGGACAUGUGGGACAUGUGGGACAUGUGCGACCUCACCUGCCAAAUGGACAUGGAGGCUUCUACACUAAGAGCGCCAGUGAGGCAGGGGAUACGAGCGGAGAAUUUGCGCAGACGCCAAUGGGCAACGUUCCCACGAGUACACACAGCCCCAGUGCUACUGUUAAAUCAGUCCCCUUGAGUCGUGUGAGUCGGUCAGGCCCGUCAGCCCCUCCAGAGAGCGUGUCAAGUAUGUGGCAAGAUCCACUGGAGGGAGCUGUACAGGCUGCAUUUGAUCAUUUGCAUAGCCUGCUGCAGCAGGUGGAGGACAUGCACCGAAUAUCACAUCCUGUGGCAAGCUUCCUGGCAUCUACCAGCUCGACUUCUUCAUAUUCUUCAUUGAAAGGUCUGAAUCUGGUUUCGAUGGCUGGUGCAAUCCACUCAUGGGUAGAUAGUUGUUUGAAGUUUCAGGAUCCCGUCCUUGCCACAUCAGUGAAGCAGUCUGCCUCACAUUUGCAAUGCCUGGCGAGCCUUUUGAAUGGCCAGUCAACAUCUUCAUAGUUCUUCAGGCCUUCCCAGAGAUCCCAAGUUGCAGAACGGCUUGUUAGGUGGCCUCACGGACUCAGCCUUGCAGCGCUGCAUCCAACAAGUUGCAAAAUACAAAUCCAGGCAAAAGGCGCGACAUGGCGCGACAUACCAAGCACAGGAGGUCUCUUGAAAAAGGCGACAUGUCAUUUUAUCGACUGCUGGGACACUGGGCUUCGCGUUGCAGAUACAGUCAUCGUCAUGAAUCCCAUCCAUCCUCCAGAUCGGGCACGUGCACUCGCCUCGAGCACCUCAGGCACCCUAGAGCACCCCAAGGCUGCUGAAAGUCCAGUGAAAGUCAAUCUGGUUUCACCUUCAACGCCCAGCUGAGAUCCCUGCGCAACUUGAGGGUCAGGAAAAAAACA